Molecule: messenger RNA, 1700 nt
Organism: Acaulospora colombiana
Lineage: Eukaryota; Fungi; Glomeromycota; Glomeromycetes; Diversisporales; Acaulosporaceae
Source: the annotation of a GenBank genome assembly
AUAACAAGGACAAUGUUCCAGGUGGGGUGAAACGAAGAAGAUCGCCGUCCCUCCACGCCGCGACAGCUCGUCCUGCGAGAAUACCGCAACCCCCGGUUUCAAACGUAAACAAAGCCACAAAUCCGCCCACAAGGCCGGCUCCAAAGGCGAUCGUUGAUGUUCGAAAAAACGCGCUAGCUGUCUCCGAGCCGGAGCCUCCACGACGGCUGGGUCGUAUGCUACAGGCCCUGAACACACGGAGACAAAGCCAAGUGAUCCUUUCCUCAUCUUGCGACUCUGCAAAGUCUUCGGUACGAGUGGCUUUCCCCAGCGAGCGCCCAUCAUCUGUGGUGCUCUCUUCCCGCGCAGCUUCCCCUGUAGCAACAUCGGAAGCAGCUCUUCAGGAUGAAGAGGACGAAGAUAAUACCAUUCAUCCACCCGCCAAACCGGUAGUUGAGAAAAAGGAGGAACCUGCUCCUUCGCGUCCAUCCUCAGAACCGGAGACCACCGAGACACCAAAGCCAGAAGUUCGACGCCCUGAAGAGCUUUUUGAACAGAUGACGGAUGGAGACUGGCUAUAUGCACCACCAGAGAAGCGUAUGGAGUACCGAAAGGAAGUAGAACGUGUCGCAAGCACUUUUAAGGAGGAACCUGAUCUAGAUGACCCUACUAUGGUGGCAGAGUAUGCAGAUGAGAUUUUUGAGUAUAUGGCAAAGCUUGAGGAGGACUCCAUGCCACGACCUGACUAUAUGGCGGGUCAACAAGAAAUUACUUGGGAGAUGCGAUCCACCUUGGUGGAUUGGCUGUUGCAAGUGCACCUCCGCUACCAAAUGCUCCCGGAAACAUUAUGGAUCGCCGUCAACAUCAUUGACCGGUUUUUGUCCAAGCGCAUUGUUUCUGUGGUGAAACUGCAGUUGGUAGGGGUGACUGCCAUGUUCAUCGCUGCCAAGUAUGAAGAAAUCAUCGCUCCGGGAGUAGACGAGUAUGUGAAGAUGACAGAAGGUGGAUAUAAACGGGAUGAGAUCCUCAAAGGAGAAAAGAUUGUCUUGCAGACCAUCGACUUCCGCAUCUCGACAUACUGCUCACCUUAUUCUUGGGUCCGACGGAUCUCCAAAGCGGAUAACUACAAUCUGCAAACUCGCACUUUAUGCAAAUUCCUCAUGGAGCUCACUCUCUUGGACUACCGGUUUUUGAGAGCGAAACCGAGUCUCAUCGCAGCCAUUGGCAUGUACAGUGCCAGGCGAAUGUUGGGACAGGACUGGAGGCUCGUAGGGAAAGAGGACCUUUCCUUACCUGAUGAUCCCACAUUUGCAGACAUGAAUAUGAAUAUGAACAGGAAGAAUUUCACCCUGACAACGAUGUCUCUCUUAAGAGUCGGCGGGUUUAGCUUUCCCGCCACUACCCGGGAUUCGACCUGCACAAAACCUCUCCUCGACCAGGCCACCCAAAAAUCCAGGCAAAUCAAAACUUCUGAAAAUAAAUCGUUUAUUCUACUUGACUGUCUACUAUGGACACAAAGUGCCAGCAACAAGGUGCUGGCUGACAAGUUGACAGAAAACGGGAUCCCCCAACACGACGUUGCUGAAGAUGGCUACACGAUGAACACUUUCAGAGGAAGCUCAUCAUGGAGAUCUACGCAGCAUUUCAGCGACACCUCCUCCACUCCUUUUCUGGGAGACAGCCGCACAGAAAACCACACAGAAAAAGCCUUCUCACGGAUG